Elaeis guineensis (African oil palm) is the source of this 1340-nucleotide messenger RNA. RefSeq names its product leucine-rich repeat receptor-like serine/threonine/tyrosine-protein kinase SOBIR1. Gene Ontology annotation, cellular component: membrane. Gene Ontology annotation, biological process: protein phosphorylation. The record is from RefSeq and is a predicted model, not a curated record. Gene Ontology annotation, molecular function: protein kinase activity; ATP binding. NCBI's taxonomy places the organism in Eukaryota, Viridiplantae, Streptophyta, Magnoliopsida, Arecales, Arecaceae.
ACAACCUUCCCAUAUGGAUCCUUUCAAUUCCUCUCCACCCUCCUCUCUCUCUACGCUUUCUAAUCAUCAACUCAGAACUAACGAAGGCCCAGCACCAACAAGACAUCCCUCCAUGGCCGAUUUUCUCUCUCAUCCACUAUGGGUCGGCGCUGCCAUCUCUUUCUCCGUCGGCUUUGCCGUAGGUACCUUCAUCUUCAUCGUCUGGAAACUCGCCAUCAGCCGCUGCCGUCGCAUCCAAACCAACGAAGAAGAACUCGCCAACACCCCCACCGUCUUCAGCCCCAUGCUCAGGUCCAACCUCUCCUUCAUCGACAAGCUCCGAAAUAAUGACUUCCCCUCCCCUCUCCAGGUCAUAGGCCGUGGCGGCUGUGGCGAGGUCUACAAGGCCGAGCUCCUUGUCUCCGGCCGGAAAAUCCCCAUCGCUGUCAAAAAGGUCCUCCAACCGCCCCUCGACGCCGCCAACCUCAGCGAAGAAGAAAGCAGGCACCUUCACUUCCGAAUGCGACAAAUCCGGUCGGAAAUCCUCACCGUCGGCCGGAUGCGCCACCCAAAUCUCCUCCGCCUAUUGGCACACGUGCCACAACCUGACUGCCACUACCUUGUCUAUGAAUUCAUGCACCAUGGCUCUCUGCAUGACGUGUUAAAAAGCGGAGCUCCCGAGUUGGACUGGCCGACUCGCUAUCGCAUCGCUCUCGGAAUCGCCGCUGGCCUCGAGUAUCUCCACGAUGUGCACCGGCCAAGAAUUAUACACAGAGAUUUGAAGCCAGCAAAUAUCUUGCUUGACGAUGGACUAAACGCCCGGAUCGCUGAUUUCGGGCUGGCGAAGGUGGUGCCGGAUUUUAUCAGCGGACCAUUGAGUUCGAAUAACAUCGCCGGAACAGUGGGGUACAUUGCACCGGAGUACUACCAGACAUUAUCAUGCACUGAUAAGUGUGACAUAUAUAGUUUUGGAGUGAUUCUGGCAGUGCUGGUUACUGGGAAAUUUCCAAACGAUGCAUUCUUUCAGAUGACUGAUGAAAUGUGCAUCGUUGGAUGGGUGGCGAGUGUGAUAAGAUCGGACGAUCCAAAGGUGGCACUUGAUCCGAAUUUGGUGGGGUGUGGGUUUGAGGAGAAGAUGUUGCUGGUGUUGAAGAUUGCUUGUUUUUGUACGUAUGAUGAUCCCAGUGAGAGGCCUAAUAGUAAAGAUGUUCGAUGUAUGCUAUCUCAGAUAAAGCAUUAGAUUAGCAAGGGUUAACUGCUCCAUAGAAUGGAGAUAUGUAUCACUCUUAAAUUGUAAAAUGAUUGUAUUGUCUUCAGCUAUAUGGCAUGAUAAUUUAUGAGUAACAAUAGAACGUGAAAUA